CCAUGACUAAGUCCUAUGAGUUUAAUUGGCAGAAGCACCUGCCUGGCUUCAUGCAGGAAGGAGCUUCCUUCGACAGGUUUGACGAGGACCCGUUUCUGUUUGAGCCCAGCUGUCUGGUCAAAGUGGACGAGUUUGGCUUCUUCAUCACGUGGAAGAGCGACGGAAAGGAGGGCCAGGUUCUAGAAUGUUCUCUGAUCAACAGUAUUCGAGUCGGAGCCGUGCCAAGGGACCCUAAGAUUCUGUCUUCGUUCGAGGCAGCGGGGAAGAAAGAGGAGGAGCUGGAGGGAUGUGUCAUCUGUGUCUGUAGCGGGACCGACCUCGUCAACCUCUCCUUCAUGUACAUGGUGGCUGACAGCCCAGACACAGCUAGGAAGUGGACGGAGGGUUUGAGGUCAGUGAUCCACAAUUUCAGAGCCAAUAACGUCUGUCCUAUGACCUGCCUCAAGAAACAUUGGAUGAGGAUGUGCUUUCUGACCAAUGUGAACGGCAAGAUCCCAGUGAGAACCAUCACACGGACAUUUGCGUCUGGGAAAACGGAGAAAGGAAUCUUUCAGGCUCUGAAGGAGCUGGGACUGCCUAGUGGAAAGAACGAUGAGAUCGAACACUCAGCGUUCCCCUUUGACAUCUUCUAUGCCCUGACUCAGAAGAUCUGCCCUCGUACUGACAUCGAGGAACUCUUCAAGAAAAUCAAUGGGGACAAAAGUGAUUUUUUAAACGUAGACCAGUUAGUCAGCUUUCUGAAUGAAAACCAGCGCGACCCGCGGCUAAAUGAGAUCCUGUUCCCCUUCUACGACCCGAAACGCGCCAUGCAGAUCAUCGAGAAGUACGAGAGAGACCCCGACCUCAAGAAGAAAGGCCGUAUGUCCAGUGAUGGCUUCUGCAGGUACCUGAUGUCAGAUGAGAAUGCCCCGGUGUUCCUGGACUGUCUGGAGCUGUACCAGGACAUGGAGCAGCCGCUGGCCCACUACUUCAUUGCCUCGUCCCACAACACCUACCUGAACGGGAGGCAGUUCGGAGGGAAGUCCUCCGUGGAGAUGUACAGACAGGUGCUGCUCUCCGGCUGCAGGUGUGUAGAGCUGGACUGCUGGGAUGGGAAAGGAGAAGACCAGGAGCCUAUCAUCACUCACGGCAAGGCCAUGUGUACUGACAUCCUCUUCAAGGAUGUGAUCUCAGCCAUCAGGGAAACUGCCUUUGUGACGUCUGAGUAUCCCGUGAUCCUGUCAUUUGAAAACCACUGCAGUAAACCCCAGCAGUAUAAGAUGGCUCGUUAUUGUGAGGAGAUCUUUGGAGAAUACCUACUGAGGCAUCCUCUUGAGGGAUUCCCUGUUGAAGCGGGUCGUCCCUUGCCUUCUCCCAACGAUCUCAAACGCAAAAUCCUCAUCAAAAACAAACGCUUGAAACCCGAGGUGGAACAGAAGCAGUUAGAGUCUUUUAAGAAGCACAUGGAGGCAGGAGAGACCAACACACCAGCCAUCUUACUAGGAGCAGAGACCGAGGAAGAUGUGGAGAACGCUCUAGGUGAUGUGAAGGAUGUGAUUCCUGACUUGAAGACGUCUGCAUCAGAGGAGCCUAGUGAAGAGAACAGCCUCAGCACCAGUGUCAGUAUCAGUGACAGCGUCGGCGUCAGCGUGAGUGUGAACAAAGACGGAGAGGGGAAGGAGAGGGACAACAGCAUCAAAAAGGUGGUGGAGGAGGAUCCAACAGAGAUGUCUGAGGCCACAGAAGCAACAGACGCCACAGACAUCUCCGAGGCGUCUGAGGACAACAACAACAAGAAGACGGGAGAGACGACGGAUGACGAGGAGGCUCUGAUUGCCUCGUACACGUACGUAGGAGCCACCACCAACAUCCACCCCUACCUCUCUGCCAUGGUCAACUACGCCCAGCCUGUCAAGUUCCAGAGCUUCGACGUCGCAGAAGAGAGGAACAUCCACCACAACAUGUCGUCAUUUAAUGAGUCAGUGGGUCUGGGCUAUCUGAAGACCAACGCCAUCGAGUUUGUCAACUACAACAAGCGUCAGAUGAGUCGGAUCUACCCGAAAGGAGGCAGGGUGGACUCCAGUAACUACAUGCCUCAGAUCUUCUGGAACGCAGGCUGCCAGAUGGUCUCCCUUAACUACCAGACCCCAGAUCUGGCCAUGCAGUUGAACCAGGGAAAGUACGAGUACAAUGGAUCCUGUGGGUAUCUGUUGAAGCCAGACUUCAUGCGUCGCUCAGACAGGAUGUUUGACCCCUUCUCAGAGACACCUGUGGACGGGGUCAUUGCUGCUACCUGCAGUGUACAGGUGUUCUCUGGUCAGUUCCUGUCUGAUAAGAAGAUUGGGACCUACGUGGAGGUGGACAUGUACGGGCUGCCCACGGACACCAUCCGCAAAGAGUUCCGCACGCGCAUGGUGAUGAACAACGGCCUGAACCCCGCCUACAACGAAGAACCGUUCGUCUUCCGGAAGGUGAUUUUACCAGACCUGGCUGUGCUGCGCAUAGCUGUGUAUGAUGACAAUAAUAAGCUGAUAGGUCAGAGGAUUCUACCAUUGGAGGGUCUACAGGCAGGAUACAGACACAUCUCUCUACGCAACGAAGGGAACAAGCCUCUGUCUUUACCCACUGUCUUCUGUAACAUAGUACUCAAGACCUACGUACCCGAAGGCUUCGGAGCCAUCGUGGACGCCCUGUCGGACCCAAAGAAGUUCCUGUCCAUAGCAGAGAAGAGAGCUGACCAGAUGAGAGCUCUGGGGAUUGAAACGAGUGACAUAGCGGACGUGCCAAACGAGAGUUCGAAGAACGACAAGAAAGGGAAGGUGAACACCAACGUGAAGACCAACGUCACGCCACAGACCAGCUCGGACCCGGCUCAGUCCUCUAAGUCUGCCCAGAACAACACCACGGAGACCAAGAAGGAUACAAACACCCUCGUGCCACAUGUGAACAUUGAUGACUUGAAACAGAUGAAGACGUACCUUAAAGUGAUUAAGAAGCAGCAGAAAGAUCUGAACUCUUUAAAGAAGAAGCAUGCCAAGGACCGCACCGUCAUGCAGAAGUCCCACGUCACCCAGGUGGACAAGAUGAUCGCUCAGCACGACAAGGAGAAGCAGACACAGGAGAAGCUGCUGGAGAAGGCCAUCAAGAAACUAGGAGAAAACAACUGUCUGGAGUUGAAGAAGGAGACUGAGAGUAAAGUGGAGAACCUGACCACAGACCACAAGGCUAAGGUGAAGGACAUCACAGCCCAACACACUAAGGAGUGGUCAGAGAUGAUCAACUCCCACAGCAGUAUUGAGCAGGAUAUGAAGGACAUCCACGUGGUCCAGCAGUGUGAAAACCUCAAGAAACUACUGAGUGGAGUCCAGGAACAACAGACUCUCUCGCUCAAACUGAUCCACGAACGGCAGAGCAAGGAUAUGCGGGCCAACCAGGCCAAGACGUCCAUGGAGAACAGCAAGGCCAUCAGCCAGGACAAGACCAUCAAGAACAAGGCCGAGAGGGAGAGGAGAGUUAGAGAGUUGAACAGCAGCAACACCAAAAAGUUCCUUGAGGAGAGGAAAAGGUUGGCUAUGAAGCACCAGAAGGAGAUGGAGACACUGGAGAAGUCUCAGAAAGAACAGCUUGAGGAACUGGACAAGUUCAAUGAGCAGGCCAAGGACAUCCAGCAGAUGGUGAAGCUGGAGGAGGAGAUGGACCGCAGACCAGCCACAGUGGUUUAA
This is a messenger RNA of Salvelinus namaycush (lake trout), 3701 nucleotides long. Its product is annotated as 1-phosphatidylinositol 4,5-bisphosphate phosphodiesterase beta-4-like. NCBI's taxonomy places the organism in Eukaryota, Metazoa, Chordata, Actinopteri, Salmoniformes, Salmonidae. The record is from RefSeq and is a predicted model, not a curated record. Bases 3 to 3701 code for a protein of 1232 amino acids. The transcript has 36 exons. Gene Ontology annotation, biological process: phosphatidylinositol-mediated signaling; lipid metabolic process. Gene Ontology annotation, molecular function: calcium ion binding; phosphatidylinositol-4,5-bisphosphate phospholipase C activity.